GUGAGUACGGUCAAAUUAUACUCUAACAGCGAGGAAGGUUGUUAGUUACAUAAUCAUAAUAAUGUAAUGUUUACAUCAAUGAUGUGGUGCAUCGGUUCUCUAUAUCAAUAUACCGUGAUGUGGUGAUUGUCGAAGUUCCCAUGGGAUGGAUGUUAUAUGCCAAUGAACGCAAUAGGGACCGUGGGCUUGCGUCACCAUACCUAGUGUACCUUUAUUUCAAUGUGCAAGUAUAAGAACCUUUGAAUUGUGGUAGACCAUUUCAUUUUUUGUCUGCUUGCAAAUGAUUGUAUCCCUACAGUUGGAGCUGUGUUUUGAAAACUGCUUUAUAACAUCACUUUUUGCGCUGGCAACAUUUCAGUGAUGAUCUGCAGUCUCUCUGGAGCCCUGCGGGGACUCAGACACAGUCUCUCUCCGCUGGUGCAGUCCCUCCGUCGGCCGGCGCACACCAGCGCCUAUCACUGGCUGAGUGGCAACGGCAGCGGCUACGGCGGACAGUCGCGGUGGCAGUACACGCCCGAUGGAACCGUGUUUCACUCUCCGGGAAGCAGGCCCUCCUCACAAGCCGUCAGCGAUACGCACUUUGACUUCUCUCCAUACCAGUGUGUUGGCUUCGACCUGGAUAAUACGCUAUGUCAGUACCGCGUGCGGCCCCUCAUGGAGAUGGCCUACUCGCAGUGUCUGGUGCCACAUCUCAUCGAACGAUUCGAGUUCCCCGGAGACGUGUUUCUCGACAUGGAUGACGGCUCGGGGCUGUGCGCGCGGGGUAUCGUCCUGGACGCGCCGCGCGGUAACCUGCUGAAGCUGCGUCAUGACGGUGCUGUUCUGCGCGCCACACACGGCUCGCGGCCUCUGACUCGGGAGGAGGUGAUCGAUGCGUACGGCACCCACAGCGCCCCGUCGGCUGCGCGAGACCUGGCGCUCUCGGUGACUGAUCCGCCGUGCGGCCGGCUGCGCACCUUCCGGGACUUUUUCGACGCGCCGGCGGUGCUGGCGGCAGCCUCACUGGUAGAUGCUGUGGAUGCCGGCCGACUGCCGGGCGCGGACUACGCCACCGUCUGUGCCGCCGCUCAGUCCGGACUGCGCCACAUGUACGACCGGGAGAAGUUCGCACAGGAUCAGGACGGCUUCUUCAGCCGCCUGCGGGCGGACACGACGGCCAUCGCGCACCCAUGCAGUCCGGCCGUGCUGGAACUGCUGCGGCAGCUGCGGCGAGACGGCAAACUGCUGUUCCUCGUCACCUCGUCGCACGUCGACUACGCCCGGCACAUGGCCGAGCUGGCGCUCGGCGCCGACUGGUUCCAGUUCUUCGACGUGGUCGUCACAUACGCAUGCAAGCCUCGGUUCUUCACAGGUCGUGCACCGUUUCUGUCGGUCGACUCAUACGAUCGUGAGGGUGCCGUGGUACCGGCCGAAGCGCUCCGCCCGGGCCGUGUGUACUCACAGGGCAGCUGGGCCGACUUGUACUCGUUCCUACAGCGUGAAACCGCCACCGAACACCCGAUGUGCGUGUACAUCGGCGACAACCUGGCGUACGACGUACACCCGACUCGGAUGUAUACGCGCAGUCACGCGCUGGCUGUGUGUGAAGAGCUAGAGGCGGAGCACGGCGUGCGCUGUGCUAGCGGCCAGCCGACCUCGCUGCGACACUCCACCGUCUGGGGAUCCAUGCUGCGGGAAGGGGAGCACGACACGCUCUGGGGUGCAGUGGUGCGCCGCGCGCGCGCCUGCGUGCCCCGGCUGGACUACCUGGCCUCCAGACCGGACUGAGCGCCCGGAGAGAGGUGGGAGGUGGAGCGGAUAUAAUGUCAAACCAGAAUGUUAUGUUAAGUGUGUGCACGAAGAACGUGGUAGCCGUUGUUCACUGUGCGUUCUGUGGCGCAAAGUGAUUUGCUUGGUCUUCCGUGUCGCUAAUGGAGCUAUUGCGUCGAUAAGGGAAGCUUUCAGCUCGCUGUACUACGAAGUGAUGAAGAUGUUCUUCUUCCUGACGUCUUGUGUUUAGUUUAAGCUAUAUCUCCCGAGCAUUUUCACUGGCUGUAUUUUUGACUGUUCAGUGUUCAAUGUGCAUUACGUAGGUCUGUUUUAUCUUUAUCUUGUUCCUACUUUUAAGUUAGAUAUUUAUUAUAUUUUAUCGGCUUCAUGGUACUAGUGUUAAAAGCAGCCAUCUCUUGCAAUGUUUUCCGUUUUAUUUUAUUACUGUAAGGUGAUCUUAAUUCUUAUAUCAUAAGACGAUUACAGUAAUUUUGCUUUGGAGACUCCGUUAUCAUGCUUGCGCUCGAUCAUUGCAUCGACGAUAACGACUUUUCGUAGUUGCGAUCUUGGCCAUCAUAGCACUAGGCUCUACUGAAUGUGGAUUUCAACCUUGCGGACUCAGUGCCGUCAUUUAUUUAUCUUGUACUUUGUAGCGGUCUUUAUUUUAAGUCGUACUUACGUGCAAUUCGGUGGUAAGUGAUAUUAUUAGAAUAGGUGACCUAAUUUUAACAGCGUAUUUAACGUUUCAUGGUGCAUGGAUGUCAUUUGCGGUUCUUCUCAGUACCUAUGUGUGGGGUGGUUUGAUUUCCCUUGCCAUAUAAUUGCUCUCGAGGCGAGCGUGAAUGUGGGAUUGUCGUUUUUUUCCGUAACGAAAGUUUGUCUGUUGGCGACUGGCGUGCUUGCGAAGUUAACUCUGGGAAAGACCGCGACUGGCAAUCAAUUGCAGUUUCAUGCUUACUAUACUAUACUACGAUGAAAGGCAUUUGCGUGCGAGCGCCGAGCACACAAAAGACGUGUUUUCGGAAUAUGCCUACAGGUGAAUGCUAAUCGGUCGCCAAGCUACGAAAUCUUGUGUUUUUGCAAUCAAAUCGUCUCAGGGUGGAAGGCAUGCUUGCUGCUAGUUUCCUACACAUGUGGAAUGUACAGGUCUCGCGAGAUUAAGCGGUAGGUUUUGCACUUUUACAUUUCCGGUUAUAUCUCAGAAACUAAUCGAUCUACGAUGAAGCCAUUUUACACGAUCAUGGCCGGCUUGUUACCCAACAAGUCGAUCGCAUCUUCAGCACUUAAAAGCUUAAGACGACGAAGAUAUAGCCUGAAGUACACUAAAUUUUCUAGGUGCAAAACCUACCGCUAAAACCCGCGAGACCUGUACAUCGGUCUGAUAAGACGGGCGAUGACAUGCAUAAUAUAGACUGCUCACUACACUAUUUAAUAAGAAACCAGCCAGUGAUCACUAAAGGCACAAUAUGCAUAGUAUAUUAUGCUUUGCAUGUACGGUACGCUUCUGGAUUUUAACUCGUGUAAUGUUAACUAAUAAAUGUCUAUACGACAAACGGACAA
Messenger RNA from Amphibalanus amphitrite, 3309 nucleotides. Its product is annotated as 5'-nucleotidase domain-containing protein 1-like. The record is from RefSeq and is a predicted model, not a curated record. Bases 361 to 1767 code for a protein of 468 amino acids. The transcript has 2 exons. Gene Ontology annotation, molecular function: 5'-nucleotidase activity. NCBI's taxonomy places the organism in Eukaryota, Metazoa, Arthropoda, Thecostraca, Balanomorpha, Balanidae.